Lactuca virosa is the source of this 1440-nucleotide messenger RNA. NCBI's taxonomy places the organism in Eukaryota, Viridiplantae, Streptophyta, Magnoliopsida, Asterales, Asteraceae. The record is from the annotation of a GenBank genome assembly.
AUGACAAGGGUUCUACAGCGAUUCAUAUGCAAAACCCAGGUGUCAUCUCAUCUCAUUCAACUCCAAUUCGGGCCUUUCAACUCCACCACACAACGUCGAUGGAAGAAACCAGCAGUCACUGCACAAACCCGGUUGGAAGACAGAACCAGAGACCUGAAGCUCGACAACCUCAUGACCAAUCUCCGCAAACUCAGCUUAAUCCUAAGCUUCCACAGCCUCAUGUCUGGUCGUAGAAGAGGACCCUUUGUUUCUGUUCAAAUCAUGUCUCGUUGGAACAGAAUCGUUGGUCUAAAUGUACCAAUUGGUGGGUUCCUCCGAAAAUAUCCCCAUGUCUUCGACGUAUUUCCUCACCCAGUUAAGCGAAACGUUUGUUGUAAAUUAACUUCCAAGAUGAUUCUCUUGCUUCAAGAAGAAAGCAACGCGAUUAGAGAUAUGGAAUCAGACACUGUCAAUCGGAUCAAGAAACUUCUAAUGAUCUCUGUCACAGGUACUCUCCACAUCCACGCGCUAAGAUUAAUCAAAAGGGAACUCGGUUUACCAGAUGAUUUCCGUGAAUCGAUUCUUUCAAAGUACAACGAAUUCGAGUUAGUAGAUCUGGAAAUAGUGAAAUUGAUCGACAGAGAUGGUGUUCCUGAAGAUUUAAAGGUAGCCGAAGUGGAGAAAUGGAGGGAGAGAGAGUAUAAAGAGAAAUGGUUGAGCGAAUUCGAAACCAAAUAUGCGUUUCCGAUCAAUUUCCCAACAGGAUUCAAAAUCAAAGCGGGAUUCAAACCAAAAUUGAAGGAAUGGCAAAGACUUCCUUACGUUAAACCCUAUGAACAGAAGGAGUCUUUUAGGGCUUCGAGCUGUGGAGGGAUUGAGCGAUUUGAGAAGCGAGCUGUUGGGAUUCUUCAUGAGCUUUUGAGUUUGACAGUGGAGAAGAUGAUUGAAGUUGAAAGAUUAGCACACUUUCGUAGAGAUUUUGGUAUUCCAGUUAAUGUUCGUGAGGUUAUUCUGAAAUAUCCCGGAAUCUUCUACAUAUCCACAAAGGGUAGCACUCAGAUGCUGUUUCUUAGAGAAGCUUAUUGUAAAGAUUGUCUUGUUUCACCGAAUCCUGUUUAUAUUGUUCGGAGGAAAAUGUUGGAUCUUGUUUUGAUGAGACGUCGGAAUACCAGAGAAUUGACAAGUCGACCAAGGGAUGUGAAGGAGAGUGUUGGUGGUGAUUGGAAUGGAGGUGGCGACUUAGAGGGUGAUUUUGUAAUUUCAAUUUUAGAAAAUUUUGAUGAUGAUAAUGAGAAUGAUCAGAGUAAUUGGGGGCGGAUCUUCUUCAAUAUUCGUUCCCCUCUCCCCUCCACGUUGCCGGACACAACUUUAUGGUCUCUCUCCCUAAUCGACGGUAGUCGGAAACUGGCUUCAACUCCUCCGCAUCUUUGUUUGAUCGCUUGUGUACACUUGCUAGUGUAA